Molecule: messenger RNA, 13305 nt
Organism: Porites lobata
Lineage: Eukaryota; Metazoa; Cnidaria; Anthozoa; Scleractinia; Poritidae
Source: the annotation of a GenBank genome assembly
AUGGUAUCGGAAGAGACUACGGUAGUCUUCACGGUAUCGCCUCGGCCGUCAGAGGCUCACGCUACCCAACAGGGAAAUAAGGUACCAGAGGGUGAAAGAAGAUUACUUGAAACAAGAUAUACACAACUUGGACAAGCAGUAAAAAACCCAUACCCGCAACCUCAACCACUUGUGCAGACAGAGUCACCCACUAGGGUAGCAUCUCCCAUUCAGUCACGUUCUCAAACAAAACCCAACUUAGACAGGAUCAAUAAAAGUCAAGUGUUCGUAACCCAAGCAAGAUCACUCUUGCAGCAACAGCGUGACUUACCACACACGUCAAAACCACUAGCACCGCAGCGUGUUAUUAUUCCAUCUGAAACAACUGCUUCCCUGUUACAACAAUUACAACGUCAACAGCAGCUUCAGCAACAGCAACAUUAUCAACAAAUGCAAAAUCGGCAACUUUCCCCGCAGUCAGCACCCUGUGCACGCCAGCCAGACCCUUCGCCACAGCCAAUACAAAGACAUUCAGUCGCACCUACUCCUAUUGUGCCUCCUUCUUUGGUUAGUGCGAAACCCAGAAAUCCCAACAAUGGCCACCAAACUGCUGUUUCUUAUUCUACGACUUCGGAACAAAUUUCUAUAAGGAACCCUAGCAAUCAGCGGUCAAACCUGGUCAACUCAAACACCCCAGUCUGCGAAAAGUUAAAUCAACCUGUAAAUCGUUCUUGUGGCAACUCGCCCGGCUCACCCCUUCUGGCAAGUACCAGGGCCCACGUUGGUAAAACCUCAGAAAGGAGAGAGAUCACUGCAGCCGUAAGAAUUGCUCUGAAUGCCAAUUACCAGAAAGAAUCCAUUGUCACUCCAGAUUAUUCCUCUCGAAAUCACAAUCGUUUCGACAUUGCUCAUGGCUCAACUGGAAUUCGACGAGAAGUUCCUGGGGGAGCGUCCUCUACAACGGUAUCAACCUAUAAUCAGUUUCAACCUGAUAUCCAAAGUAUGCAGAAAAGCGGCGUUUUGGUGCGUGCUCGAAAAAUGCACUUGGACAAGAAAAGCUUUCUACCAUCUGGCUACAGAAUAGCACUGCCCUCGCCUGAGUAUUUGCUUCAGCAACAACAAUUGCAAUUCGAGAGUACCUCUCAGCAUCCAAAAGCCAAUCAGGAGUCCCAGAUGCAAUCUUUCCAAAGUAGGUCACCAAACAGACUAGAAGAACGCCCUAGUCAGCCAACACAAAUAAUAACCACAAGACAAACCCCAGCAGUACAGUCCCAUCACCAAGCCGCUACUCGGUCUGGGUAUCAACCGAUUCUCACCGUGCCAGAAAAAAGGCCACCCCAAGCAUACCGUAAGCAAAACCAACAGACUCAGACCUCUAGAAGUCAUUUUCUGCCAAACGCAACUCAGGAAAAACAUCAAGAACAUUCACUGACGAGUGAAGCCACAAACGGCGAUGUGACCCUACAGUCUCUACACAGGCCCCCUAUCCAGUCCCCUGGCAUUUCCUCAAGCGAUCUUCUUAAUGAGAGACAUUCUCAAGUUGCACAAAGACCAGCUACCGAAAAUGCGACAGCAUCAAGCGUUCCAACGAACGCAAAGCAAGGCACGGUGAACCAAGGAGUUGUACAAAAGUCAAUGCCUAAGCCGUCAGCGUCUAUUGCCGUGAUGGGCAGUAGCAUUGUACUUUCGUGGAACAUGGAAUAUGACGAAGCAGAGAUUAACGUUGACAAUUACGAACUAUUUGCGUGUCAGGAUCUUACUGAAACAGACGGGCAACCAAUCAAGUGGAAGAAGAUUGGAAUUGUGAAGUCACUUCCGCUUCCCAUGGCGUGUACCUUGACACAAUUUUCCUCCGGUAGCAAAUAUUUUUUCUCUGUACGUGCAGUUGACGAAUAUGAGCGGGCGGGACCCUUUAGUGAUCCUUGUACAGUUUCACUUAAUUCUUCGUAAAUGACAUUUCUUAAUCUCUGAUAGAAAUAACCUUAGUUGAAGUAAGAGUAGUGAACGCUAUCCAAAAACGCUCAAUAUUGGAAGGACGUGGAACUUAUCCUUUAAACGUUCAGAGGUUACGCUUCCUUUGCCGCGCUGUUGCCUAUCGCAAGGUCCUUUUUGUCUUUGCAAAAAUUCUGUGUAGCGUGAUAUAGAUGAUUGCAAAAAAUGCAUUUAAUCUACAAAAUAACAACCCGUUCAAAAAGCUGUUUUUGUUGUGGAACAAAUUUCCGCACUUCUUUUUUUGCUGCUGAAUUACUCUUCUUCUAUACAACUUUGUUUUGUUUGUUUACGAAAUUGUUGUUUUUUGUUGUCAUAAACGACCCUCUGUACGGACAAGAAUUCGAAAGACCAUAAACGUUUAAAGCUGUCAAAAUCUUUUAUUUCAUUUAAAAGCCCAUAUUCAUGGUCUUGAAAGCUGGGCUGAACUAUCUAUGUCUAGGAAAUCGGCAAUUUGAUUUGAAAAGGCAAAAGACAAAGUGAAAAUAAAGAAAGACAAUUGCAUAGCAUAUAGUAACGUUCUCGUCUUAAAUCUGAGCUAGCUGUCUAGCUGUGUAAAUUCUUAGAGAUCUCUUAAUUAUGUAAUAUUUGGGACGAAGUCGUUUGUGAGCGAAUACUGAUUGAGACGUUUUAAAUUUGUCGUAAUCCAUUAACCGAUAAAAAUGUUUUCUGUUGCCUUGACACUUAGCGCGCGAAAAAUUAAUCUGGAAGGUGAAGUUCAAGUUCUAUUUAUGCUCUUCAUCGCGUUUGCGCCACGUUAUAAACGAGCUUAAGCAAAGACGGUUUGAGCGACGUGCGUCAACUGGAAAUGGACUUUUUUGCAUUCUUGGGCAGUGGUUUUGCCCAACUUGUCAGGCAAAUCUACUCCAGAAGAGUAAAGACGGGUAGCAAUACAAAAUUGGUAGCUUCAAGGCAUAUUAGAAGAGGAAAGGCAUUACUUCCGGUUGACGUCCGUCACUCCAAAAAGUCUCUGCUUCAGCUCUGUUAUUAUUAGGUUGUCAGUAAAACGCCGCGCAAGAUGGGAGUUAAUUUUUGUUGUUUUUUAAUAUAUGGUUUGUUCAGGAGAAAAACAGGAUAAAACAAACGAAAACACCCCGACCCCGAGUCGACGUUUUAGGUCACGCUUUAAUUGAACCUUAACGUUUGGCGCAGUACGCAUACAAAAAAAUCGCAGCUUUAGAGAUUUGUCGUCAUAUAUGGUUUAAAAUAUUUACUACAGGUAUUCUUUUGCUUGGUAUUUUAAAUCUUGAGACAAAAUGAUCAGGUACGUUCGUCACGUUCUGCUUUAUUUUAUGACAUGUUAAUAUAUUUAUAUGAAAACUAAGUUGUAUUUAGAUAGUAUAUUUAUACAAUUUGUAAAUAAACGAGAACGAAGCCAAAGUAAUGAAUUUGCCCAUUUAUUUAGUUAUUAUUUAUUCACUGCCAUUGGUAAAAAACUACCGUCCUUUUUUAUUUGGGCUUGCACAAACUUUUGAAAAUAGAGAGAAAGAAAGAAGGAAGAAAAGAAGCACGUUAAGACGGAGGGAAGGGAGCAAAGAAAACAAUCAGUCUGAUCCUACCUAGUGAUCAACCAGUUACCAAACGAAAUCAAUCUUCCGCUUUAACAAACUCAGCGCAAAACAAUCGGCAGAAUAGCAUAAAAUGUUUUGUAUAGAAGAAAUGCAAAUCUUCCAAUUUGUACCUUGUUGCCAUACUUGGAGGAGAACAUACGCCUGCCAGAUUUAUGUCGUUCCCCUUCAAAUUAAAUUUAGCAAUUUCAGUAUGGUUUAACCAGCAACAAGCCUAAUUUUACGCAAGGAAGAAAAAAAUACUUAUUAUAAGCUUUUCUCGAAUAGAUUUAGUGAAAUGAGGAUGUCGCUAAAUUGGCCUACUAAGGCGAGUCCGUUCUGUUUGCACGAACUUCGUGUACGUGCGAUGGACUGCACCGGGGCGAAAAGCUAUUUUCAAGACGUAUUGCUGGUUUUUUACCGUCUCUUCAAUUAAGAAAUGGUAAACGUGCAGCGUACAACCAUGGAGUUAAGGAUGCACGCGGGAGGUUUCUAAGCACGAACGAAGCAUAAGGGUCGCACGAGGCGAUAGCCGAGUGCGACUCUAGCUUCUUGAGUGCUUAGCAAACCUCCCAAGUGCAUCCAUUAUUCCAUGGUUGUACAGCUGCAACGUUUACCAUUUCUUUUAUAACAUAAUCAAAAGAGAAAAACAUUAUUUUCCAUUUGCCUUCGGAGUCAUCGGUACGAGUUCAUGUAUGCUGCCAUCUGCCCGCGUGUAAACAAAUCAUGGUCUAUGUUUUUCAAAAACUCGCCUUUGAGUUUUUCUUUCGCUGAAUCAACCGUUCUUCGUCUUCAGGUAAAUUGCAAAACGUUUUUCGUUGUUAUUCUGAAUGGCAUCUGUCUACUUGCUCUUAAUAUUAGGGUAAAAACUUUGAGGGAAAACUAUAGCUGCAACUAUAAACACCAACUAAAAAGACUAAAAAAAUUAGCUAAAACUAAAUAAAUGAAAUAAUUAUCAAGCUUGUUUAUGUGACAUUUUUGAAAUAAACGUAAAGUAGAAAUGAGAAAAUUUGACUAUAAUUUCUUUAGAAUAACAGGUAACACUAAUUUUAAAAAGAAAUUAACUAGCUUUGUAUCGAAAUCUGUUCGAGGAAAUCCAGCUAUGAAAGUCAAAGUUGCAAAGUUUUUCGACCGUUCUCUGAACGACUGUUAUGAAUGAACACUGAGGAACAAAAUAAUACACGUAGAAGUUAUUUUUUGAAAAAUUUAUUUGAAAAUCCAAAUGUUUCUGUACUCAAAUGAAAUUCGCUUAUUCCAGCGUAAUGUGCCCGUUUAAACUCAACUAAAAUUUUUAAUCGAUGCGGUGACAACUUCACAACAAAGCUGUCUCGAAUUUGAGCGUGUUUUCUAAAAUAUUUGCUUGAAUUUAACAUCAGCUUGACCAAAAAGUCAGUAACACAAUGCUAAUUGAUAAAUUUACAUUUCAAACAGACUUUCUCUUCUAUAAAAAAAACAUACAAAACGUACCUUAAAUCUUCGCUCGCUCGAUUUUCCUUCAGCCCAUUCUGGCCGCGAGGAAAACAGUGAUUAAUUCAUCCAGGGCAAAUUUGUCGCUUGAUCUUUUGUCUUUUUUCCUUCAAAACGACAGCUUAGUAUUUUCCUCAACUUCCACUUUUCAUCUGUCCAUUUCAUCGGUGUAUUUUACCGUCACCCACGGGCAAAUGGUAGUGGCUAACUGACCAAUCAGCGCGAGCGAUUUACUUUUGUUAUGUUAUAAAUAGACCUUAUUCACGAUACCCGCCAUCUUUGCACGCGCUUUGGGACUGAUGGGAUAAAAGCAAUGUCACGUGGUAUUUCAGGGAGCAUGCAAGUGAUAACAUUUGCCAAUGCGAGUAAUCGCGGUCGAGUUUCUUUAUUCUCUUUAAACGUGUCGAGGCGACAACUUUAUAGACCCUUUAUAGUCAUGCGUUACGACAAGGCCUGCUUCAGUAUUGCUCGCUGUGAGGACAUUUGCCGUCGCUUGUAUACAUCCAAAAAAGCAACAAUGAUCGCUUCCAUCCAUAAUUUCCCAUAGCAUUGUCUUUUGACCGUACAAACUUUGCCAGCGGAAAAUGUUUUAUUACGGCAGCAAAACGGGAAAUCCCAAGCCGGCACGGUAAGCCCAUCCUGUCCAUUCGAGAAGCCAAUCAGAACACAGCAUCCACUUCGACUUGCCCGCUUGUGAAGCUAGCCAUAUCGUAAAGGCACUUACUCUCAGUACCGAAGGUAUCCGCACUAACUUGUGUUGCUUGAAUUGAAGAAUAUGCACAGUAUGAACAGAGUCAUCAUAGCCCCUUAACGAAAUGAUCUGAGUUUCACAAAUGUGUAAUUAAAAUAUUAGAAUGGUUUAGGGCAUCCCUAAGGUGACUCAAAACACUGAGGGCAAUGUGUUACAGCAAAGAAGCGUCGGAUUUGAAUUGGCAUUUACCAGCAAGCGAUGUCCUAUACCCAGACUCGCUAACCCAAAGAAUGGUGGUUGCUAUUAAUCCACAGGAAGCGCGGUACAUAAACAUAAAUUAUAAGUAUUGACUGUUCCAUUAAUCAACAAAAUAUUUCCCGCCUUAACUAAUCAAACAAUUUGUCUGUGUGCUCGCUUGAUCAAAUCCUGGAACCGGGGUUUAGUGUGACGUAAUAAAUCAAAUGCGGGUGACACAUCCCACCUGUUGAAAGACUCUAUCGAAAUUUCCUUCGUUCCUCCGAUUUUUUCGACUCGAAAUAUCUGACUUGAAAUCAGCUAUAAAUCCGUACAAAGUCCAUGGAUUUUUCAUUAUCGCUUCAGGCGUUGGUUUAGAGUCGGUUUUAUUUUUUUUGAGAUUAUUUUCUCAAGGGUUGCCAGAAGAAGUCAAGUUUACUCCAGAAACAUAACGACUGAUCGAGGUAAGUUAUCAGUUGUGUAAACUAAAUUUCUGAGGAAAACGUUCUAUUUUACUUUGUGGUAAACAAGUGUAUGAAGAUUUAGAUCUUAUGCUCUUCCAUUAUCUUUAAACCAAGUUAAGAAAAUUUCAUCUAAGGGCUGUUCAAUGCGUCGUCAAUCUAAAAAACCUAAAUCUACCUUCAUUCGUUAAUUAUCAAAUAACAGAACUUACGACUCUGAUCGUUGUGAACAGACAUCCUUACUAUUCAGUAGUUAGUGGUAUACAUGAGUGGCCUUAUUGGCGUUUAAUAUUCUUCAGGAAAACUACUCUAGCUAGUUAUUGGGUUCAUUAAGUUAGACCAGAACACUGCAUGCCAUAGGGAAUAUUUCUAAUACGACACAAGAUUUGUUAGACGAAGUUCCUAAACAAAUUGAUUGCAAUUAACUGUCUUCAAUGACUCUUGUCAGCGUGAAAGGUGUAUUUGGUCUUUAGUCUUGGUUCCUUUCGUCUCACUUAUAUAAUAUAUAUAAAUUCUAAGGCGAGCCGGAGUUCCAUGUUUUUAUAUUUUCCUCGGGAAACAAUAUUUGAUUUGUAGUAGUUUACCGAAAUUGAAUUUUUAAAUGAUCCCCAGCUAUAAGUAGCGGCAUAAAGACUGUUUUAACAGUCUUUAAGCUGCCACUUAUAGUCGAAGAGUGUUCUUGUUAAUUUUGCUCAAUUGCAUUCUAUCGCAUACGAUUAUAUGGACAAUAUGAUCAAAGGAAUAUUUAUAUUUUUGUGAAGUCAUAUUUAUAACCUCAGAUUUAUUUUUUUGUCAUAUUAGAUAGCAGUAUUUUAAUGUUGAGAUUUAUAACGUCUGAGCUAGAAACUGACCAAUGGCCCAUGAUCCUUACUAGUAAACUUAUUUCAUUCUUUUUCCACUGCGAAAACAUACAUUUAACUUGAUCAUUGAUCCGUGACUUUACUGAUAUCGUGUACGUGAUAAAUUUUAUUGUUAUUCACAAUAUAUUAAUUUUAUCGUUAGUCAACACUAUAACAAUGUCAUGAUUUUAUAAACGGCUAGGUGAAACAGUUCCUAGUUAUUGCUCUUAGUUUCAUCAUGUCAUAAAAUAAUCACUAUUGAAUCAGUCCUUUAUCACUGGCUGCUCAGCUAACGGAGAGAGUUAUAAGCAACCUGGCAAAAAUUUAACGGUCUUACUCCCAAGCCGCUUCACUCCCUUUAUCACUGGCUUAGGUCGGGAGAGACUUGAAAGAUCACUUUACUCCCUUGCCGCUUUACUCCUUUUAUCACUUUCUAAACGCGAUUAUGACCAACUUCUUGAUCCUUUCCUCUACCAUUCAAGUGGGGCUGUAAGUAUUGGCUUUUCUGACUAAGCAGCAGUUGAUGCGCCAAGCGUUGCUAACUAAUCUUACAAGUCUAUUACUGUAGGAAAGAAAAUGGCUUUUAACUUUAACCCGCUACGCGUCACUUUUACAAAGGGAAUGUUUGUCUGUUUUUUUGGCCGCAUCACCUUUAGGGUCAUUGAGUGAGCUUGAGCUAUAUACCAGAAUAAUGUGGUGUCUUAUUGCUCAGAGAUAGUAACUUUAGAAGCAUAACAAAUAUCGUUCUAUUUUGCAUUGGGAUUUUGCGCCAUUGGAAUGACGUUAUAAUUGGGUUUUCUUUUAUUUCCUUCCAUUUACAGCAAGCGUGUUUGUUGCGUGGAAAGGGAAGUGAUGAGGCUCCUCUUUCUUAUUUCACUAACUAAUGUUAUCUCAUUGGUUUAUUCUGGUAAGUGCCAAAUACCCCGGAUACAAUAUUCUUUUCUCUACCGGAUGUAGGCCACUCUAUCAAGCAAACUCAAAAAUUGCUUUCAAAAAUUGCUUCACAUGAAAAGUCAUAACAUCGUCUUACAUUGACCAACAUGAAGUUUUACUUUUUUCAGCUCCAUUGGACAAGAGGAUUGCAAGAGGUAAAUACAUGACAGAAGUCAACAGUUAUCAUACACAUUGAUUAUUUAGCGAGCACUCACUUGCACAACCAGCUUCUUUCCAAAACGUGUGCCAAAAAAUAAAAGGGCAGUUGAUGACUUUGAUCACUCUGACGUUCUUACUUUUGUAAAAUUAUUCUCUGUACAAACAAGAAGGAAGUUUUAAUUUCUUUUAAAAAGAAAUACAACCGAACACAUUUUGGACAAAACAGGGGAACCAUCGACGCCCAAUCCAACCCACUGAGUUUCAACAGAGCCAGUUUGCAAUGCUUUCUCAACGACCUUACGGAAGAGUUCUGAAUUUCCCACAAACAAGCCAAAAUGGGCAUGACACUUUUACAUUUUACCUAACUAAUCAUCAGAAAAUUUAUUCAUUUCAGAGCCUUCGAUAAGAUUUAAUAAAAGACAAGUUGCAGCUCAAGGUACACUGUAUGAUUCAAAGUUUUCGAUAGUUUCCCUUACUCGAGCUUAUAUAUUCUUAACUAUUUAUCUGGAAUUAUUUUCUUUUAGAGUUUUCUCUGGUUUUCCCUUUAACAGUCAGAAAAUCAGUCAUGGUUUUCCAUCCUAAAUAAAGACAGUUCCCAGUAGGGAAUGAAUUCGGCUUCUUUUUUUUCGUAAAAUUCCACGUUUUAAACUUUACCUUUUUAAAUUAAAUAUAAAAUUUUGUUUUCAGGAUACCCCGGUUAUAUACCUUCUUCGUGGCAGCAUCUUUCAUCUCAAAAUGCUGCACUACAAACUGGCUCCAUAACGUGGAGUAAGUUGAUAUUUUCUCUUAAAGAGUUAGCUCUGAUUAAAAGAAGGGUUAAAAAAUAAACUGUUUUUCGAUUCGUACGGAAUUCGUUCGCUUUAAGCUCUUACCAUUCAGAGCACAUUCGCACCCUUUUUUUCACGUUUUAGCACAAUAUAACUACCCGAUGGAAUAGGUCAGAUAGUAUAGAGUUCAUGUUUAAAGUUAUCUUAUAAUGAUGGCGGGAUUUAAUAAAAGCAAAGAGUGAACUGAUCGAUGGUUUUUUUUGGCGAUUUGUUAAAUAGAAAACUCAAACAUAGUUGGUUGGGACAGACGAUCUGGGACACUUUCAAAAGCGCCAGGCGGACAACAGCAACCAGCAACCUAUGCAAGUGUUCAAGUUGCCCCAGCACAAGCCAGCUCUACAUCGACAAAAGCACUCCUGUCCUCUGCCGAGAAAAGUAGUUCUGUGGCGUCCGCUGCAUCCCCACAACAGUGGUCAGCCAGUUAUCCUCCCACACCAGCACUAUCAAAAACCCCCAACGAAACAAACAAUUCUUUAUUGUCAGGGUCAUCCACACUUUAUUCACACUUCAAUCGCAAUCAACCACAAAUAGCCGCAGGCCAAUCAGAACCAAAAACGGAUGAUAGUUAUCCUGUGUACUACGUGUCCAGUCCUGAAGAAACAAACAAACAGCAACAGUCCUCCCAGAGUUAUUCCAACCCAAAAACUAGUCAAUCUGCACUCCAACAGCAAUCAAACUCAAAUGGCUUGGUAGAACCAGGUCCAUCAAAGGGUGAUAGCUAUCCUGUGUAUUAUGUAUCCAAUCCUGAAGAAACAAACAGACAACAACAGUCUUCGCAGAGUAUUUCCAACUCAAGUACUAGUCAAUCGACAUUCCAACAGCAUUCAAACUCGAAUAGCGUAGAAGAUCCAGGCCCAUCAAAAAGUGAUAGCUAUCCUGUAUACUACGUUUCCAACCCUGAAGAACCUAAUACACAGCCACAACCUUCUCAGAGAAUUUUCAAUUCAAAAGCUAAUCAAUCAAUUGCAUCUUCAUCACCUUCACAAAGUGGCAAAGACAAUGGGUAUCCAGUAUACUAUGUUAAGGACAAUGAAAAGAAUGAGGAACGAAGGCUAAAAGCCAAUUCAAUUAUAAAAACAUUGUCAUUGCCUACUAACUCAACAAAUAAUUCGGCUACAAAUAGUCAUGGUCACCACUAUCCUGUCUAUUACGUAAGCACUUAUAACAAGGAAGCGGAGGCUCCAGAGGCUCCAGAGGCUCCAGAGGCUCCAAAAGCCACUGAUAGUAACUCGUUUGUACCUGGAAGUCCAUCUGUAUCUGAACAAGGAGGUAAAGCUCCCUUAUAUAACGUAGGAGAUUCAAAUGUAGGCUCCAAUAACUUGGGUCAAGAAUCUAAAACCAAACCAGCCGCUGACUCCCCCGUAACUUACAAAAUAAUCAACAGUUCAUCAACGUCUCAAGAUACCACGAAAUCGAAAAACAAGGGUAUUCAAUCCGCCACCCUAUCAGCUGCAUCUGUAACAGAAUCAUCUUCUUUUCAACCACCAUCUCAACCAGAAGCCGCCUUAAACAGUCACCCUAGUAAUCCAUCACCGCCUAGUUCGCAGCAUCAGGGUUAUAGUAAUUAUGGCAGUCCUGAGUAUCCAUCACCACAAACCGCUUACCAAACUUACGGUGCAUCCUCUCCAACUGCAAACUGGGCUUCUCAAUCAGCAUCAAGCUAUAAUGGUCACCCUGCCUACCGGCCUCCUGCUGUUCCGUCAUCAGACCAAUCGGCUCCAAGCAGCUCAUAUUAUGCCGCAGCUCCUGCUCCAUCGUCUUCUUUGUCUCCAUCGUCAUAUGGAGUCUCCACUGUAGCGUCUUCCUCACGAGCACAAUCUUCUGAAACCCAACAGGUAUUUAGCCCCUACUCACCGACGAACGCUCCUAUACCUUCACCAGCCCCAGCUCCAAGCUCAUCACCGUAUUCAAUCUCUGACGUAUCCUCAUCUUCUUCAUUCUCAUCUGGUUUCCAAUCGACCUUAACUUACAAGAAUCAUCAGAGUCACUCUGUCCAAGUCUCCAACACCAGUUACAAACAGAUUAGUUCAAGUGAAAAUGGCAAUUCACAUCCGACUGACGCCGAUUUUGCAAGUUCGUCUUUGCCCGUACUUCAAGCAGAGUACGAAAAUUCGUCAUACAUCAUUGCAACACCUCCUGAUAAAGACACCGUCUUGUUUCUUCCUUCAUCUUCGUUUCCAUCAUCUCUUGAUGCGGACCAAGAUGAAAAUUCUUUACGUACAAGUUCUUCAGUAGACUCAGAAAGUUCUCCCGCGCAUAAAAAUACAACGUACUCCUCUCAUGCCGCCGUUUCAGUUAAAACAAAGUCUACAAACAAGAUGUUACAACCUCAAAAUAACACCGCAAUUACAGGUCAAGCCGUGGACAACAGCAGUGUGGCUUUGUCAUCUCCUGAGAGCCCCACUGGAAUAGAAGAAGCAGCAAAUUUUCCAAUUAUAAGGAUUCCCGAAAACGUCACAAUGCCUGGAUGGAAGCUUGAAGAUGUCACCAUCACUAAUGCAACGUUCUUGUCCAACUCUUCCAUGGAGCUACCACCCAUAAAUAAGGUGGGAAAUCAAGUCGGUUCAACCACUUCAACAACACAGUCGUCACCUUCUAGAACUUCGCCAAUAGUCACAUUACCGUCCGCCGCUUCAUCAUCAAACAGCAAGACUGCGUCAAGUGACACGUUUAAUAUCCCUUUGGGACCCUUACUGGACUCACUUGCUGCUACAACGCAGCCUGGAAUGACGAAACCUCCCCGGUCACGGUUUUUAACUACACCUUCGCCAAAGCGUGCACCCUACACAGCGACGAAGAAACCACAAGUUGCCUUUCAUCCCACUACUAAGCCUGCAGGAAAGAAAAAGGAAUGGGGCUUUGGAGACAAGUAUUUAGGUGAGCAAUAAAUCAUAUUCAUUGAUUUUAAGGGGGCAGUCUGGUUAAAAGCAUUGUUUUUUGUUUUUGUUUUUGUGUUUGUUUCUCUUUUUCUACCCUUUUUCGUUUUAGCCAAGAUUUCAUUCAAUCAAAAAACGACUCCAUUACCUUGGAGUCCUUGGUUUAAUAACUUUUUGACAACUUUUGGAAGAUAAAUAUUUAAAUGUUUCUAAUGUAUAAAAAUUAAGGGGGGAUGUUUAAAAUGUUGAAACAUUGGAAAAUAGUGAAUUUGGGGGUUGUUAAAAACUUAAACUACAAAUAUGAAGUGAAUAAUUAGUGGACAAAUACCAGAUAGUCCACCACCACAGCAGAGUGCCUCUGAGCCUUUUCGCGAACUAACUGGUUUACGUGUAUACCUUUUCUUCCCUAAUUUAUUUCAUUCCCAAAUCAACAUCAUUUUCGCUAAAAAAUAACCUGGCUGCCCCCCUUAAUACUCAUUCUCACAGAAAUAAAGUCAUAUUUACUUCCCGUGUAGUGCUAAGCACACUUUGCUUCUGUCACCUCCAGAGAUGUUAUUGCGGAAUGUCGAACCGACCCGGGUGUAACAACUGUACGUUUCAAAUAUUCGGGAAAAGCCUGAAUAUACAAUGCUUUUCUUGCCUCUCAUGUUCCACUGCGACAUACUGCCGUUGUUAACAACUUUUUGUCUUUAUCACAGCCUCGCAAAACCAACGUGCACGUCACAGGAACGUUAUCUUUGAUGGUAUCGCUGGUGAUAGUCAAUGUAAGUGAUUCGAAGUCCAAAUUUGUUAUGAUUUUAAACAGAUUAUAAUGUUAUUUAACAAAUUUGUUUUUAGUUAGAGCUGGCUCUGUUUUGUGUUUUUCCAUUGCUAGUUAGUAUAAGUUGACAAUCUUCAUUCUUGCGUUGAUUUCAGUCCUCUUCCGCCCAUUGGUUUAAUUUUUUAGAAGAUACCUGCAGGCUUUCCUCACAAGUAUAUUUUCACGCCUUUUGAUCAGUAAUACCUUCAUGGUCCCUUUCUCCUUAAUAAUCGCUCUUUCUUCAGUUAGGGUAACAAAGAAACUAAUUAUUUUCGUUUCUUUAUGAUAGCUUUCAGCAAUUAUCAAGUUUUGAGUCAACAAGAGGUCUUCUUUCCGAACAGUGGACGAAGAAGACGAAGCAUCACAUGAACUGCUCCUCUUCCGAAUAGCUACUUUAAAACAUGGACAUACAACGAAGUUUGGUGUGAAAAAAUUGCCAUUAAUUUAGCCUUCGAUAAUAACCAGAUAUUCAUAUUGAAUUUGUUUUUUGUAAAUAUGGCGAGA